CUCAUUCUGUCUCUCGCUGUCGGACUGUACGGACGUUCUCGCGGCAUUCGUGAAUUUUUCUUGCUCUAUCGCUAUUAACGGUUUUCCCAAACACGAUCGUCAAGUUAUUUGUGAAUUAAAACAAACGCCGGAUUUACGUGCAUAUACAUCUAGCAUUUUCGAUUUCGAAAAUAGCAUACAAAAUAAGUGAACAAUUCGGAGAAUUACCCAUAAACGAAGCUGUCAUUUGUGACUUCUUUGCAAACGUCAGUAAAAGCAACAAAAGUGCCUUUUCUCUUACUCUGCAAACACACAUAAGUAUGUGUGUGUAAAGCUACGACGAGUUGGUAACAAAUACAACUACAAGUGCAAGCAGACUUAACAACUCGCGCUCUCUCAGCCAACAAAACAACAUCGUUGUGUGUGUACGCGCGCCUGCGUGUGUGUGAGUGAAACCACUUUUUACCUGGAUUUACCUGUUUGUGCGAGUGAAAUAAAGCCGAAGCGAAGAAGAGAAGAAGCGAACAAAGCGCAGUUGGCAAUAAAGUGAAUACCAAAGCAAUGCUAGAUUGAGUGAAUGAUAUUUAAACAUUCACCGAAAUUAAAAAAGCGAAUGCAUUUUGUAUAAAUAAUAAUACUAAAAUUAUUAAUAAAACUGUGUGUGGCAUUCGUUUCGUUUCGAUUUGUCGGUGACUUAGUGAGCGAUUGUUGCUUGUGUGCGUUGCCAUGAAAAUGCAGUCUAAACAAACCGCGAAGCACACGAACACAAACAAACAACGACAAGUGUGAGAGAGAACGAAAGAGCUAGAGCGUGAGUGAGUGAACACGAGUAUUCGAGUUCAAUAGAAAAGCGUAAAUUGAAUUGUUGUGUGAAGCGGUGCACGCGGAAAGUGGAAAAGGAAGAGAAGAGCAACAGAGUGAGAACCUGUGAUCUACACACACACACACACACACCUCAGAAAAAUACUAAAUAAAAUACUAGCUGAAAUACUGGGUGAUUCAUUUACAAUAUAAAAAGAAAAAAGUGUCUUUAUGUCGUGAUGAUUUCAAAUACAUGAUUUCCGCGCUCUUUCAUCUCCCCCAAACAAAAGUCCCCUCCUCCAGUGUAACAGAAUAAAAUGCAAUAAAAUGUCGUUACAAGCGGACAACAACAACAAUCACACCAACCGGGACAGCAACAACAACAACAACUACAACCGAAAUAACAACACGAAUUCAACGCAACAGCAACAAGAACAACAGCAGCAGCAGCCACAUCAGCAGCACAAGCGAAAAUGUCGCAGUCAGCGACAAAGCUACAGCUACAGUUACACCUGCCCACAGCCGCGCCCCCUCACCAGGCUGAUGGCAUUAGCGAUAGUUAUCGUUAUCGCCAUCAUCUGCAAUUCUCCCGCCCUACUCGUUCAAGCCCUUCAAGCUAGCUCGAGUUCCAGCUCCCGUUUGAGUCCGAGUCACACGUCGACGCUUGGAGAUAAUCGCAAACCCACCUUCGUCAAUUGCAGCAAAUAUGCCCCGUCCGUGAAAGAAGAGCAGCCGGAGAAUACAUAUGUGUUCAGGGUGACGGCUGUGGAUCCGGAUCCAGAUCAGGAGAUACGCUACAGUCUCGUCCAGUCGGCGGCAGAUCGCAGCAAAUUCGUUAUUCAUCCCACCACCGGUGUCAUUAUGACAGCUCACAUUUUUGAUCGCGAUGAACCGAUUCAUGAGAAAUUCGUCUUUGUCACGGUUCAGGCAACCGAUAACGGUUUACCGCCCUUGGACGAUGUUUGCACCUUCAAUGUGACCAUCGAGGACAUUAACGAUAAUGCGCCCGUCUUCAAUAAGGCAUUCUAUGAUGAAUCCAUGUCCGAGAACACAAACGUCGACGCAGUGGUUAUGUCGAUCAGUGCCAGCGAUUUUGAUGAUGGCAACAACAGCAUUGUCGAGUACGAAAUACUUAUGGAGCGUGAUUAUGAAUACUUUAAAAUCGACAAGGAAUCGGGCAUCAUCUAUUUGAAGCGUUCGAUUGACAAGCGACCGGGACAAACAUACACGAUCAAUGUGCGUGCCUAUAAUUUAGGAAACGAUCCCUUGCAAGAGGCGCGUAUCGAGGUGCGAAUCCGUGUGGUCGAGUCAUCGAUAAAGCCACCCUCCUUUGUGGAUCCUAUUAUGGAGCCCAUCUAUCUAAAGGAAGAUCUCAAAAAUUUCUCUGUGCCGAUUGUCACCCUGCGCGCAGUCUCUAAUAUGCCUGAUAAACCAGAGGUGAUCUUCGAACUGAUCACUGGACGUACCGAGCAAACGAAUGGCAAGAACACAUUUGUAUUCAAUCAGAUUGGCAACGAAGUUACAAUUCGACUGGGCAAGAGUCUGGACUACGAGUCCAUCACGUACUAUUCGCUGACGAUGAGUGUACGCAACACAUUCGAGCUGGCUGCCGAGCACAACAUCAAGAUCAUUGUCGAGGAUGUCAACGAUAAUAUUCCGUUCUUUACUGAGGUCAAGUCGGGCACGAUAUUGGAGAAUGAACCGGAGGGCACACAGGUGAUGCAAGUGCGUGCCUUUGACAUGGAUGGCACUGCUGCCAACAACAAUGUCACAUUCCAGCUGGACGACAACACGGAAUAUUUUGCCAUCGAUUCGUAUACUGGUAUCAUCACAGCACGGAUUCGAUUUGAUCGAGAGGAACGCGAUUUUUACAAUGUCAAAGUCAGGGCAACGGACAAUUCGCCGUCGAGUCUGUUCAACACCGGGGAACAUAAUGUUGGCUAUCAGGUGUUCCGCAUCGCCAUUGGUGAUAAGAACGAUCACGCGCCGCAUUUCCAGCAAACGCACUAUGUGGCCGACAAGUUGUUGGAGGAUGCCAACACAAAUUUCGAGGUGAUCGAAGUAAAGGCCGAGGAUGAGGAUAAUGCUUCGCAGAUUUUGUACAGUAUUGAAAGCGGCAAUGUGGGCGAUGCUUUUAAGAUUGGCCUCAAGACUGGCAAGAUUACUGUUAACCAGCGACUCGACUACGAGACCAUUACCGAGUAUGAACUUAAGGUGCGCGCCUUUGAUGGCAUCUACGAAGAUUUUGCCACAGUUACCGUGAAGAUCGAAGAUGUCAACGAUAAUCGACCUGUGUUCAAAGAGGAGUACAGCAAGACGAUUCGCGAAGGUCCAGUGCUCUCCAACGAUUGCAUUCUGAUCAUUGAGGCCUAUGAUCCGGAUAUUAAGGAUCGCAACGCCCCGCAGCAUAUUGUGUACUCCAUUGUCAAGGAGGAGCACAGGAAGUUGUUGACUAUUGAUAAUUCUGGCUGCUUGCGUCUGAUUCAACCACUCGAUCGAGAUCCACCCAAUGGACAUAAGAGCUGGCAAGUGCUGAUCGCGGCCAACGAUCACGAUGGCGAGGUCACAAGCCUCCAAUCCGUGCAGCCCGUGAUCAUUACGCUGGAGGACAUCAACGAUAACGCUCCGUUCCUGGUCAAUCAUAUGCCCGUCAUCUGGCAGGAGAAUCGUAAUCCCGAUAAAGUCGUGCAGCUGCUGGCGGAUGACUACGACGAGCCGCAGAAUGGACCGCCCUUCACCUUUGGCAUUGACAGCGAAGCAUCGUCGGACAUCAAGACCAAGUUCAGCAUCGACAAUGAUUAUCUCUUUGCUAACGUGUUUUUCGAUCGCGAGGAGCAAAAAGAAUACUUCAUACCCAUUAGGAUCAGUGAUUCCGGGGAGCCUAAACUGAGUGCGGUGAGCAUACUGCAUCUGAUCAUUGGCGAUGUCAAUGACAAUGCCAUGACGGAGGGCUCGUCCCGCAUCUUCAUGUACAACUACAAGGGCGAGGCACUGGACACGGAUAUCGGUCGCGUCUUUGUCGACGAUCCCGAUGACUGGGACUUGGACGAUAAGACUUUCCAGUGGAAGAACGGUUAUGCGCACGAACACUUCCGCCUCAAUCCCAGCACCGGCAUGAUCACCAUGCUCAAAGGCACACCUGAGGGCGAGUAUUUGCUGGACUUUACAGUUACCGAGGUGUCGCCGUUGAUCGAACGCCACGAGGUGGAUGCCGAUGUCACGGUUCUGAUCAGAGAGCUACCCGAGGAGGCGGUGGACAAGAGUGGCAGCAUUCGCUUCGUCAACGUCACCAAGGAAGAGUUCAUCAGCGUUAGCCGCGACGUUCAGGCGGAUGACAACUUUUCGCUUAAGGAUCGUUUACAGCAUUCGUUGGCGCGACUCUUCAACACCUCCGUCACGAACGUGGAUGUCUUUACGGUGGUAGAGAAUGCCGACAAUCGGCAUCUGGAUGUGCGCUAUUCUGCCCACGGUUCUCCCUACUACGCACCCGAGAAGCUCAACGGUAUUGUGGCUCAAAAUCAACAGCGUCUGGAGCAAGAACUCGGUCUGCAGAUGUUGAUGGUCAACAUUGAUGAGUGUCUGAUCGAGCGACUAAAAUGCGAGAGCUCCUGCUACAAUCAGUUGACCAAGAGUUCGGUGCCCUAUGUGAUCUACUCCAACACCAGCUCCUUUGUGGGCGUCUAUGCUUUUGUCCAGGCGCAAUGCGGCUGCCAGGCGCCACCUGCUACAGUGCACUGUCUCAACGGUGGGACACCUCGCUUUGGCGAUGACAACGCCUGCGACUGCGAUGAUGGCUUCACUGGCCCUCACUGCGAACUUGUCUCGGUGGGCUUCUAUGGCAACGGACAUGCCUUCUAUGAGCCCAUCGCCGCCUGCGACAACACGCGCAUCAGCUUGGAGAUUACGCCGCAGCAUGAGCAGGGACUGAUCAUGUAUCUGGGACCGCUGCACUACAAUCCAUUGCUGCCGCUGAGUGACUUCUUGGCCCUAGAACUGGAUAAGGGUUAUCCGGUGUUGAGCGUGGACUACGGCACAGGCAUGGUGCGCAUCAAGCAUAGUCACAGUCAACUGAAGCUGGGUCGCUCGUAUCAACUGGACAUUCUACUGCAAAACGCCAGCGUCGAAAUCAAUGUGGACAAUUGCCGUCUAUCGACUUGCAUGAGUCUCAGCGCUCCCCAAGGUUCCAACGAGUUCCUCAAUGUAAAUGCUCCUCUGGUGCUCGGCGGUGCUCCCGUGGAUCUGGCGCAACUGGGACGUCAGCUCAACUGGACCCAUGUGCCCAAUCAGCAAGGCUUCUUUGGUUGUGUACGCAAUCUAACUGUCAACGAAUACACCUACAAUCUCGGCAUGCCAGCGCUCUCCACGAACAUUGACAGCGGCUGCCAGCGAGCUGUGGCUGUGGCGGUUAGUUUUGGCAUUGAUCGUAACUUUAUCAUUGCGAUCAUCACGUGCAUUGCCCUGUUGCUGAUCAUUCUGUUGGCUGUGGUGGUGCAGAAGAAGCAGAAGAACGGUUGGCAUGAGAAGGACAUCGACGAUAUACGCGAAACAAUCAUCAACUACGAGGAUGAGGGCGGCGGCGAACGCGACACCGACUAUGAUUUGAAUGUGCUGCGCACUCAGCCCUUCUACGAGGAGAAAUUGUACAAGGAUCCACAUACACUGCAAUCGGGCAUGCGGGAUCCUAACGAUAUACCCGACAUUGGGGACUUCCUCGGUGGUAAGAAGGAGAACUGUGAUCGCGACACGGGCGCCUUCACUGUCGACGAUGUGCGGCAUUAUGCGUACGAGGGCGAUGGCAACUCUGACGGCAGUUUGUCGAGCUUGGCAUCCUGCACCGAUGAUGGCGAUCUCAAUUUCGAUUAUCUAUCCAAUUUCGGACCACGCUUCCGCAAGCUGGCCGACAUGUACGGCGAAGAGCCUUCCGACACCGAUUCAAAUGUGGAUGACGAGCAGGGCUGGCGCAUCUAAACAAAAAGUAUCCACGUUUGAAAUUGGCGAUAUUGAAAAGACUUUUACGAUUAGUUUUUGUGUGUAGGGCGGCAUAGCCGAGAUAGAGAGAGACUCCAAUCGAUCGAUCGGCCAGUGUCGACGACAUGUCGUCCACUCUUGUGGAAGACAUUGCAAAUAUAUAUAAAACAAAUUAGUAAUAGGAUUUUUUUUAUAUAAUUGAAUGGAAUGGUUGGUGUAGAAUGGCAUCGAAUCGAAUCGAGGAGGAGCAUUGCAAGGGAACAUCUCUUUUGUAACGUUUGUAAUCGCAAAAAGUGAUCUUGAUCUUACGUAAAGAAAUCUUAAAUCUAACACAAAAGUUAACUUAAAUUUAGCGAAGCAACUGCGAACAAAGCUGGAUCGUAUUGUUGUCUGUAUUUUUGCGACAAAAAAUAUAGAAUAGAACACACAAAUUAAAACAAACAAUAUAAAUACAUACACAUAUGUAGCAUACACAUGUAAGUUAGUAAUGUUUAAUAACAAAAACUACAAAUUAUGAAAUGAAAAUCAAAAGAAAACAGAAAAUAACAAAAAAGAAAUUCAACGAAAAUUCCUACGAAUAAUAUUAUAUGUUAAAUGGAACAGAUGGCAUUUGUUUUUCGCAUAUUUCCAAGAUGAACGUUUACAAUUAUUAUGUAAUUUAGUUAAUAAUAUGUUAAUUUAAUGUACAAUUACUACAAAAGGCAUUACGUUUAGGGCAUAGACAAGAAACAAACUGGCAGCUAAUGAAGCUCCUUCAAACUUCCGAGUAACACUUUAAACUAAACUCUUAAGACAAGUCGAUAUAAUCCAUAUUUUAUAAUUAAUUUAUAUUCAAGAAAAACAAAACAAACAAAAAAAUAACGAAGACGGGAGUUUAAUGCUUAAGUUAUCGCUGUAAAUGUAUCUUAUAAAUAUAUUUACUUAUAUAUUCUGGAUAUCAAUCAAAAAACAAA
Drosophila nasuta is the source of this 6701-nucleotide messenger RNA. RefSeq names its product DE-cadherin (gene shg). Bases 1108 to 5748 code for a protein of 1546 amino acids. Gene Ontology annotation, biological process: calcium-dependent cell-cell adhesion; cell migration; cell-cell adhesion mediated by cadherin. The transcript is spliced from 2 exons. Gene Ontology annotation, molecular function: beta-catenin binding; cadherin binding; calcium ion binding. Gene Ontology annotation, cellular component: catenin complex; adherens junction; plasma membrane. The record is from RefSeq and is a predicted model, not a curated record. Lineage: Eukaryota; Metazoa; Arthropoda; Insecta; Diptera; Drosophilidae.